AGCAUCGAGAUCACAGGCGACUUAAUAGAAUAAGCCAUCAGGGUUUUAGUUGUCAUUAAAGAUGGUUGACAAAUUCUCGAAUAUCUUCUUUGCAUAUUCCCCUUCAGAUUUUCAAAACCUCAUCCUAUAAAUACUGUGGGAGGGGAGAUUUCUAGUUUGGUGUAGGUUAAGCCUCUGAAAGAGGCAGUGAGGUGCGUAGGAUAAGAUGGGUGUCUUCUGCUACACUGUUCUUGCUUCUCUUCUUGCGGUUUUGGUGUUGAAAUCAGCUCUGAUUGUUGAUGGAGGCUUAACCAGCAGCUUUGUGAGAAAAGUUGAGAAAACCAUUGAUAUGCCUCUGGAUAGUGAUGUCUUCAGUACGCCUCCAGGCUAUAAUGCGCCUCAACAGGUUCAUAUAACACAAGGGGAUCAUGUGGGAAAGGCAAUGAUUGUGUCAUGGGUGACCAUGGAUGAACCUGGUUCAAAUACAGUUUUUUAUUGGACUUCAGACACCAAAACAGCAAAGAGGAAGGCUCAAGGCUUUCUAACCACUUACAGAUUCUAUAAUUAUUCCUCUGGCUUCAUCCAUCAUUGCAAUAUUUCUCAUUUGCAGUAUGAUACAAAGUACUACUAUGAGGUCGGGAUUGGACACACAACACGAACUUUCUGGUUCACGACUCCUCCUGCAGUUGGACCCGAUGUUCCUUACACUUUUGGCCUCAUCGGCGAUUUGGGCCAGAGCUACGAUUCAAACAUCACGCUUACGCAUUAUGAAAUGAAUCCCACGAAAGGGCAAACGGUGUUGUUUGUUGGAGACAUUUCUUAUGCGGAUCAGUAUCCGAAUCAUGAUAACCGGAGAUGGGAUACGUGGGGAAGGUUUGCGGAACGAAGUACGGCUUAUCAACCGUGGAUAUGGACCGCAGGAAAUCAUGAAAUUGAUUUUGCACCCGAAAUAGGAGAAGAUGAACCUUUCAAGCCUUAUAACCACAGGUAUCAUGUCCCAUAUAAGUCAUCACAGAGCACUGCUCCCUUUUGGUACUCCAUCAAAAGAGCUUCAGCUCAUAUCAUAGUUUUGGCUUCGUAUUCCGCUUACGGUAAAUACACUCCUCAAUACAAAUGGCUCGAGCAGGAACUACCGAAAGUCAACCGAACCGAAACACCAUGGUUGAUCGUGGUUAUGCACUCCCCGUGGUAUAACAGUUAUAACUAUCAUUAUAUGGAAGGCGAAACCAUGAGAGUGAUGUACGAACCGUGGUUUGUGAAGUACAAAGUUGAUGUCGUGUUUGCUGGUCAUGUCCAUGCCUAUGAACGCUCGGAACGGGUAUCGAACAUUGCUUACAAUAUUGUUAACGGGAUUUGCAAACCGGUGAAGGAUCAAUCGGCACCGGUGUACAUAACCAUUGGAGAUGGAGGAAACCUUGAGGGCUUAGCAACCAACAUGACGGAGCCUCAACCAGAGUACUCGGCAUUCAGAGAAGCCAGUUUUGGUCAUGCCACUUUCGACAUCAAGAACCGAACCCAUGCUUACUACGCGUGGCACCGGAACCAAGACGGGUAUGCGGUGACGGCCGACACAAUGUGGUUUUACAACCGAUAUUGGAAACUUGAAGAUGAAUCUACAAGUACAUAAAACACCAUAUACAGAUACCACUUCACCCUUAGGAAACAGCACUAUCUAGGGAAUCUUUUACCAAUUUACAUGGUGUUCUACCUUUGCAAGUGUGUAAUAAAUUGAGGAAACAUGGUUUGGUUUCAAAUUUGAUAAUACAUCAUUUUUAGUUUCAAAGUUGGUACGAGGUUUAAGAA
This is a messenger RNA of Cynara cardunculus var. scolymus (artichoke), 1782 nucleotides long. RefSeq names its product purple acid phosphatase-like. Lineage: Eukaryota; Viridiplantae; Streptophyta; Magnoliopsida; Asterales; Asteraceae. The transcript is spliced from 8 exons. Gene Ontology annotation, molecular function: acid phosphatase activity; metal ion binding. The coding region runs from base 206 to 1606 and encodes 466 amino acids. The record is from RefSeq and is a predicted model, not a curated record.